This is a messenger RNA of Manis javanica (Malayan pangolin), 3536 nucleotides long. It is a transcript of the gene LRR1, whose product is annotated as leucine rich repeat protein 1. Gene Ontology annotation, molecular function: protein binding. NCBI's taxonomy places the organism in Eukaryota, Metazoa, Chordata, Mammalia, Pholidota, Manidae. Gene Ontology annotation, cellular component: cytoplasm. The record is from RefSeq and is a predicted model, not a curated record.
UGGACGGUCUUUCAAGUCUCAGGUCCAGUUAAGCCAGUCACUCCACCCAACCAACCAGCGGUUGCAAAGUGGUAAUUUACUCAACAGAAAUUGCCAAGUCAAAUAUUGUCACAUCAAGUUCCGUUUCGGGUUCCGACGUAACAAGCGUUGGCUCCAGAGUGACGAGAUCCACCAAAACAAAACAAAACGACAGCCCAUUCGCGUCAGGAAAUGCCGCGCUCUGGCUGGCGCUAGCAGCUCGUAAUGGACCAAGUGGCGAAGAUGCGUUAAGUAAAGAAACCUUCUUUAACAGAGGGACACAUGCCUUCCCUCAAGAAAUUCGGGGGCCCAAGACGUGCGGUAACCUCUUAGGCGUCCACGGAGGAAACUAAGACUCCUCCCCAAAUAAUACCUAACGCCACCAACCGCACGCGCUCCCGGGAAAAGACAUGGCGCCCUCGCCGAUCGCCGGUUUCUGGAGCCGCGAGUCGGGUCCUCGAGCGGUCGGUGUCCGUGAUUGCCGACCCGUGGUCAGUGAGGACCGGGCCCUGCAAGGUGGAGGACAUGCUCUUGCAAGAUCCACAGAGCCACUGGCUUGAGGAAGCCCGCGAUGUUGGCACGACCAGAAGGCAGGCAGAUCCUGGGACAGCCGCAUACUCGAGGACCCCGGCGCUACGCGGCGCGGCUGGGAAGCGCGGAGUUUCAAAGCGGAGUUGCGGAUACGCUUGCUGACGCGGUCGGGAUGAAGCUGCACUGCGAGGUGGAGGUGGUCAGUCGGCAUUUGCCAGCCUUGGGGUUGAGGAACCGAGGCAAGGGCGUCCGGGCAGUGUUGAGCCUCGGUCAGCAGACGCCCAGGAGUCAGCCGCGGCCUCGGGCUGGGAGCGAGCGGGGUGGCGGGCACCCCGUCUGCCUGCUCAUCUGCACCCUGAAGGACAAGCGCGGGACCCGCUAUGAGCAGCUAAAGGAGAACAUUGAGCAGUUCUUCACCAAAUUUGUGGAUGAGGGGAAAGCCACUGUUCGGUUAAAGGAGCCUCCUGUCGAUAUCUGUCUUUGUAAGGCCAAUUCCAGCAGUUUAAAGGGGUUCCUUUCAGCAGUGAGACUGGCUCAUAGAGGCUGUGAUGUAGAGGCAUCACUUUCAACCCUCACACCAGUGAAGACCUCAGAAUUUGAAAAAUUUAAAACUAAAAUGGUUAUUACAUCCAAAAAGGACUAUCCUCUAAGCAAGAACUUCCCAUAUUCUCUGGAACAUCUUCAGACUUCAUAUUGUGGGCUUGUCCGAGUGGAUAUGCGUAUGCUUUGCUUAAAAAACCUUAGGAAAUUAGACUUGAGUCACAAUCAUAUAAAAAAGCUUCCAGCUACAAUUGGAGACCUCAUUCACCUUCAAGAACUUAACCUGAAUGACAAUCACUUGGAGUCAUUUAGUGUAGCUUUGUGUCAAUCGACGCUGCAAAAGUCACUUCGGAGUUUAGAUCUCAGCAAGAACAAAAUUAAGUCACUCCCUGUGCAGUUCUGUCAGCUCCAAGAACUUACAGAUUUAAAACUUGACGAUAAUGAAUUGAUUCGAUUUCCUUUCAAGAUGGGAAAAUUGAGAAAUCUGCGUUUUUUGUCAGCAGCUCGAAAUAAGCUUCCAUUUUUGCCUAGUGAAUUUAAAGAUUUAUCUCUUGAGUACUUGGAUCUUUUUGGAAAUACUUUUGAACAACCAAAAGCCCUUCCAGUGAUAAUGCUACAAACACCAUUAACUUUAUUGGAAUCUUCAGCACGAACCAUAUUAUAUAAUAGGAUUCCAUAUGGCUCUCAUAUCAUUCCUCUCCAUCUUUGCCAAGAUUUGGAUACUGCAAAAACCUGUGUUUGUGGAAGAUUCUGUCUAAGCUCUUUUAUUGAAGGAACUACUACCAUGAAUCUCCACUCUGUUGCUCACACUGUGGUCUUGGUAGAUAAUAUGGGUGGUACUGAAGCACCUGUUGUCUCUUACUUCUGUUCUCUAGCCUGUUAUGUAAAUUCCUGUGAUAUGUUAAAGUAAUAGACAUACCACAAAAGGAGAUUCCAUUUAGUUACAUAUGAGCUUGGGAUUCAUUUAAGGUUUAACAGUGUCAAAUUAAAGAAAGGGAAGCUUUUUGUAUACUUGUGUGGGAGGAAGAACAUUAUUUUAACAUUUUUACUCAUUUAACCAUAAAACCUUAAUUUCAUUAAAAUCUAAUUUUAUUGUGGAGCUAACAUUUUAUCCAUUUAUUGCACAUGUGAUUUCAGCCUAGUUUUCCAAAGUUGUUUGUGGGGUUAUCUUUUAACAUUAAACAGAUAUUGAUCCCAAUCACACUGGUCAUAGAAUUUUAUCAACUUUCUUCCUGCAUUUCAAUUGAAGAAAUUGAGUUUCUGUAUAUUUUCUCCAAGAAAAUAUAUCUUGGAGGACUAAUAUGAUCUAAAUUAUACUGAAAACCUGUUUGGUAUGAAACUACUACAAGUUUUUAAGUACAUAUUUUUUCAGGUAUAUUAUUCUGUAUACAGAAUUUUAUAUUCAGCAAGCAUAGAGUUGCUUUGGGAUCAACAGACAUCAGCGUUUGUUAAGUUUUAUAAUGGUAAUCACAUAAUCUUUUGUAAUUCUUGUGUUUUAAUUUUUAGGUUUGGAACGUUUUGGGGUUGGAGAGAACACAAUUAUUUUUACUUAUUACAUUCUCCAUUAUUUGAGUUCCUUUUUCAGUUAAUUAUUUUAGUCACUUUUAAUGUGUUUAAGGUUUUAAAUUUAAAAAAUGGUGGCAAUACAUAGUAGCUAAAGGAUGAUGAGAGGAUUUGAACUAGGGCAGAGGAAAUAGAAAAGGAACAAACUUCAAAGACUCAUGGAAAAUGGAACCAAUGGAACUCCAUUCUGUUCAUUCUCACUGCCCUUCCUCAAAACAACCUCUCUCCUAGAUCAUUACAAAUAGUCACAUAACUGAUUUCGAACGAAGGAGAUAAAGAAGUUACCAGAGAAAAUCCUCUCUGAUGUUUGCCUAUCAUUUUGGGCUUGGGAGGUAGAGGUGGGGGUCGUCUGUUUAAGAUAUUUUGUUAUGCUUUGUUCUUACUGAAAUAUUUGGAGCAUGUUUUUGUUUUCUGAAAAACACUAAUAUUCCUAAGUACUGUUUUAAAUGUUGGAAUAUUGUUAUUAAAAAUAUAGGUAUAUGAUCUCCAAGAUGUAGUUUCUUAAGAGCUGAUUGAGGCAUUGGUUCAGAGGAGUAAUUCUUUGGAUGACCUUAAAUUUUCAUUGCUAGUCAUCAAAUUCUUCCUGUAAGAUUUUUUAUAUAUAUAAAGCCACAUAUACUCAAAUAAAAAGGGCUGCCAUUUAUCUGUUACUUUCACCAAGUGUUUUAUAUAUGGUAUUUUAUUUAUUUAGUCCUCACAAAUUACCCUAUGAGAGAGAUACCAUGAAACCAGAUUAGAGAUUUUAAGCCCAGGCUUCAACCUUCUGAAGAUAAUUCACUUUUGGUCUUUAAACCCAAGAAUUCUGUAAUUAAAAUAUCCUAGGAUUUUCUGAACUCACAAAUUGGUGUGGGAUUGCCCAUAAAUAUAACCGUAUUAAAAUAUUC